UCUCGGCUUGCCAGGAGGCCGGGACUUUCCGGGAAGCGUGGAGUUCACCCGCGCACUCGAAGUGCCUUUGCAAAGUGAUCCACGGGAGGGAGGAGCGGUCCCCGAGCUGGGCGAGGCCUGGGGCCCAGUGCGUCCAGAGCGGAGGGUGACGGGAGCUGCCUGUGCUGGAGGAAUCACUUUUUGGGCGCUUGUUUUGGACCAUUGCACAAACCCGGGUGCAAACCCCAAGCUCACCAGCGUGAGUCAGCUGGGCCAGCAGCAGGGAGAGGGGAGGGUGGGCGAGGAGGGCGCCGCGCACCCCGAGGCCCGGGUGGGCGGCGGCAAGAUCCUGGGGGCGGCUUUGGAUAGCCCCGGCAGCGACCCCUUCCCCAGCCCGACAGGUGAGCGCCAGGCCAGCUGCGGGGUUGAGCCCGCCGUGCCCACCAGCCACUCUACCCGGCGCUACGACCACCGCGCAGAUUAUAUCUGGGUGUUGGCACCCAGCCACUAUUCUGCCAAUGAAGUACAUCCUGGUCACGGGUGGGGUCAUCUCAGGCAUUGGUAAAGGGAUCAUUGCCAGCAGCAUUGGGACGAUUCUAAAAUCAUGUGGACUCCGAGUUACUGCCAUCAAAAUCGACCCCUAUAUUAACAUCGAUGCUGGCACUUUUUCACCUUAUGAACACGGUGAAGUCUUCGUCUUAAAUGACGGUGGAGAAGUUGAUUUAGACCUUGGAAAUUAUGAAAGAUUUUUGGAUAUUAAUCUUUAUAAAGACAACAAUAUCACCACAGGGAAGAUAUAUCAGCAUGUGAUCAACAAAGAGAGGCGCGGCGACUACCUGGGGAAAACAGCGCAAGUUGUCCCUCACAUUACUGAUGCUGUCCAGGAGUGGGUUAUGAACCAAGCCAAGGUGCCGGUGGAUGGUAAUAAGGAAGAGCCCCAAAUAUGCGUUAUUGAGCUGGGGGGCACCAUUGGAGACAUCGAAGGAAUGCCGUUUGUGGAAGCGUUUAGACAAUUCCAGUUUAAGGCGAAAAGAGAGAAUUUCUGUAAUAUCCAUGUUAGCCUUGUCCCACAGCUCAGUGCUACCGGAGAACAAAAAACCAAACCCACCCAAAACAGUGUCCGCGCGCUGAGGGGGUUAGGCCUGUCUCCAGAUUUGAUUGUCUGCCGAAGUUCAACGCCCAUCGAGAUGGCCGUGAAGGAGAAGAUUUCUAUGUUUUGUCACGUGAACCCUGAACAGGUCAUAUGUAUCCAUGAUGUUUUUUCCACAUACCGAGUUCCUGUGCUUUUGGAGGAACAAGGCAUUGUCAAAUAUUUUAAGGAGAGAUUGCACCUGCCCAUUGGUGAUUCUGCAAGUAAUUUGCUUUUAAAGUGGAGAAAUAUGGCUGACAGGUAUGAAAGGUUACAGAAAAUAUGCUCCAUAGCCCUGGUUGGCAAAUACACCAAGCUCAGAGACUGCUACGCCUCUGUGUUCAAAGCCCUGGAACACUCAGCCCUGGCCAUCAACCACAAGUUGAAUCUGAUGUACAUAGACUCCAUUGAUCUGGAGAAGAUUACUGAAACCGAGGACCCUGUGAAAUUUCACGAAGCUUGGCAGAAGCUAUGCAAAGCAGAUGGUAUUCUUGUGCCUGGAGGCUUCGGAAUCAGAGGAACAUUGGGAAAACUCCAGGCGAUUUCUUGGGCAAGGACAAAGAAGAUUCCUUUUCUGGGAGUUUGUCUUGGGAUGCAACUAGCAGUGAUAGAGUUUGCAAGAAACUGCCUUAACUUGAAAGAUGCUGAUUCCACAGAAUUUAGGCCAAAUGCCUCAGUUCCUCUGGUGAUUGAUAUGCCUGAGCACAACCCUGGCAAUUUGGGAGGAACAAUGAGACUGGGAAUAAGAAGAACUGUUUUCAAAACUGAAAAUUCAAUAUUAAGUAAGUUUCCCAUGUUGUUUAUUUUACAAGACGUCGGAUGUCGCUCAUGUGACUGCAGUGACUCACAAAUGAACUUCCAAGUAGGAGGGCAGUUGUGCAUCUCAGAAGCAUAUUUCUCUGUUCCCUGGCAGCCCCAGUGUGGGGAGAUGGCUUGCCAUUUGCUAUUUGCUGAUCUUUCCACUCCCCGAAAGGUAAACCCUAAGCUGAUCAACCAAUUUGAGCAGAAUGACUUAAGUUUUGUAGGUCAGGAUGUUGAUGGAGACAGGAUGGAAAUCAUUGAACUGGCAAAUCAUCCUUAUUUUGUUGGUGUCCAGUUCCAUCCUGAGUUUUCUUCUAGGCCGAUGAAGCCUUCUCCUCCGUACCUGGGGCUGUUACUUGCAGCAACAGGGAACCUGAAUGCCUACUUGCAACAGGGUUGCAAACUGUCUUCCAGUGAUAGAUACAGUGAUGCCAGUGAUGACAGCUUUUCAGAGCCAAGGAUAGCUGAGUUGGAAAUAAGCUGAAACGAAUACAUGACUGGGAAUAAUGGGGACUGCCUGUGAGGCAUCUGAAAUUAUUGAAGGCAAGAUGAAGGAACUAUCUGAAGAAAUCACUACACUCUUACAGAAUCCCUCUGUUCUCCGGCAAACAUGGGAUGUAAAGCCUCCCAGGGAAUCUCAUAAUACAUACUUCUGUGAACCAGAACCAGAGGGGUAGUUUUCUUUUCCCUCCAGAGGCAGCCUUUGGUACUUAAAAUAUCUGUAGCUGAUUAAAUUUUUCCCAACAACCUCGCUGGGGAGAAAGUGUGUUCAUAUUUUGUCCAGUGGAUCAGGAUGUUAGGAUGACGAGCAAGAGUCCAGGUCACUGUGCCUUUGCUGUGAUGUAUGGAAAGGAUGGCAGGGAACAUGCCGUAAGUAAUUUUGAGUAAGAAAAUGAGUCACUGUGUUACCUGGAACUCAGCCACAGAUUUGUGUGUGGUCCAAGAUCAUUUCAGUUUCUCACCCUGUUUAUUUCCUGGUAAAAGUAAAAUUGAAUAGGUCCAAGACACUUGGGGGUGUAAUGCUUUGCCUCAGACACAAAAUUUAAGGGGGUUCCAAAAAACUCAGGAAUCAAGAUCAGUAAUACAGUUUGAGUAUCCCUUAUGUGAAAUGCUUGGGGCUGGAAGUGUUUUGAAUUUCAGAUUUUGGAAUAUUUGCAUACACAUGAGAUAUCUUGGGGAUGAGACUCAAGACUAAACAUGAAAUUCAUUUAUGCUUCAUAUACACCUUAUACACAUAGCCUAAAGGUAAUUUUAUACAAUAUUUUAAAUAAUUUUGUGCAUGAAACAGAGUUUCGACUGCAUUUUGACUGUGAUUUCUGGAAUGAGAUCAGGUAUGGAAUUUUCCACUUCUAGCAUCAUGUUGGCAUUCAAAAAUUUUGGAAUUUUGGAGCAUUUUGGAUUUUGGAUUUUCAGAUUAGGGAUGCUCAACCUGUAUAUAUACAUUUUAAUCGACGUGAAAUUCACGUAACAUAGAAUUAACCAUUUUGAAGUGAACAAUUUGGUUGCAUUCACUGAUGCUGAGCAACCACCACCUUUGACUAUUUCCAAAACAUUUUCAUCACUCCAAAAUAAAUGCCUGUGCACACUAGCAGUCACUCCCUAUUUUCCCCUCCACCUGUCCACUGGCAACCACUGAUCUCCUUUUUAUUUCUGUGGCUUUUUCUAUUCUGGAUAUUUCAUGUAAGUGGAAUUAUACAAUAUAUGUGGUCUUUUGUGUCUAGCUGCUUCUGAGACAGUAGGAAGGGGGCUUGGCUUUGGCUCAUCUCCACUAGAGCAUUUUUUCAUGCAUUCCCACUGAUCACAAAACCCAUACUACUACCUCAUUGACACUAUACCUGCUAACCUCGAGGCUUUAGUCAUACAAAGAAAAUGGCCUUUCUAGAUUGUUCUUCUGUGCUCUCAUAAUGCUUAACCAUGUCUUUUACUUAAACAAUUCCAGGAACUGGCCUUAGGAGAUCCAAAAUAGGGAGCCAAGAUUGCAGAGUGUCCCAUCUUGGGAGGGAAUGCUGAAUAAUUAAUUGAUUUACAGCCUUGUUGCUGCUGGCCAGACCACCCGAUGGCCCAUUACUCGAGAUAAUCAUCACAACCAGAUGAUGCUAACCUAUAUCCUCUACCCUUCCCGUGCUUUGUCUGGGAAAAGUCUUUUGACCCCAUGUCAAUUUCUAUUGCAUUGAGAGACCAAGAGCCCCCUGGUCAGUCAGGCUUCCAUUUAGCAUGAUGUUUGCAAGGUUUACCCAUGUUGUAGCAUGUGUCAGAACUUCAUUCCUUUCUAUGGCUGAAUAAAAUUCCAUUGUAUGAAUAUACCA
Rhinopithecus roxellana (golden snub-nosed monkey) is the source of this 4215-nucleotide messenger RNA. RefSeq names its product CTP synthase 2 (gene CTPS2). Gene Ontology annotation, biological process: pyrimidine nucleobase biosynthetic process; CTP biosynthetic process. Gene Ontology annotation, molecular function: CTP synthase activity; identical protein binding. The transcript is spliced from 19 exons. Gene Ontology annotation, cellular component: cytoplasm; cytoophidium. NCBI's taxonomy places the organism in Eukaryota, Metazoa, Chordata, Mammalia, Primates, Cercopithecidae. The record is from RefSeq and is a predicted model, not a curated record. The coding region runs from base 498 to 2393 and encodes 631 amino acids.